Messenger RNA from Toxotes jaculatrix (banded archerfish), 8507 nucleotides. It is a transcript of the gene thrb, whose product is annotated as thyroid hormone receptor beta. Gene Ontology annotation, molecular function: zinc ion binding; nuclear receptor activity; RNA polymerase II cis-regulatory region sequence-specific DNA binding. Lineage: Eukaryota; Metazoa; Chordata; Actinopteri; Toxotidae. The coding region runs from base 480 to 1727 and encodes 415 amino acids. Gene Ontology annotation, biological process: negative regulation of transcription by RNA polymerase II; positive regulation of transcription by RNA polymerase II; retinoic acid receptor signaling pathway. The transcript has 11 exons. The record is from RefSeq and is a predicted model, not a curated record.
AUUUCGGCUCUCUGAUUCCCCGUAGCGCUCAGUCGGAGCGCUGCAAGUUAGUGUGCCGUUUUCUAAGCUUUGUUUUCGGCUCCAUGUUGAAGUUUUUUUGCGUCCAGAGCACAGACUCUCGUCGCCGCAUACACUGUUAGCCCAUAGACACAGAUACGGAGCACAGGCAGACACACACGCAUAGCCCUCGCCUGAUUUGCACUAGAGCGGGUCAUUUCAGGUUAAACCCUGGCGCUGUGUCCCGUUCAGUUUAGCCGACGGACAUCAACACUGGUUCCAGCUGAGGAGGAAUGCACAGACACUGGGACUCCAGAUAAUUUUUGGAUACGAGCUUCGUCUUGCAUAUGCGGUGUUUCUCUCGGGGAGCUCAGCAGCUCCUCAGCGCUGCCCGGAGUCAGACUUCACCACUUCCUCUGGUAGGUACCCAGAUGUCUGAGGAGGCUCUGAGGAUGACGUCUUGGCCUUGAACCCCCACCAGUAUGUCAGAGCCAGCAGAAAAAUGCUCCCCCCGCUGGAAAGAUGAGGCCAUUCAAAAUGGGUACAUACCAAGUUACCUGGACAAGGAUGAGCUAUGUGUAGUAUGCAGGGACAAAGCCACAGGCUAUCACUAUCGCUGCAUUACCUGUGAAGGUUGCAAGGGCUUCUUCAGGCGAACCAUCCAGAAGAACCUUAACCCAACCUAUGCGUGCAAGUACGAGGGGAAAUGUGUCAUUGACAAAGUGACCAGAAAUCAGUGCCAGGAAUGUCGCUUCAAGAAGUGCAUCGCGGUGGGAAUGGCAACCGACUUGGUGCUGGACGACAGCAAGAGGCUGGCGAAGCGGAAGCUAAUCGAGGAGAACCGGGAGCGCCGUCGCAGGGAGGAACUGCAGAAGACGGUGUGGGACCGACUGGAGCCCACCCAGGAGGAGUGGGACCUCAUCCGUAUGGUGACUGAGGCCCAUAUGGCCACGAAUGCCCAGGGCAACCACUGGAAGCAGAAGCGAAAAUUCCUGGUCGAGGAAGCUAUGCUUCUUAAUGAAAUAACAUGUAAUUUAUUCUAUACUUCUGACCAGAGUGCAGCGGGGGUGAAGGAAACUAAGCCUGAGGAUAUUGGUCAAGCGUCGAUGGCAAAUGCACCUGAAGGAAGCAAAGUGGAUAUAGAAGCCUUCAGUCAGUUUACAAAAAUUAUCACCCCUGCCAUAACCCGAGUGGUGGACUUUGCCAAAAAACUGCCUAUGUUUUGUGAGCUGCCUUGUGAAGACCAGAUCAUUCUGUUGAAAGGCUGUUGCAUGGAGAUCAUGUCACUGCGAGCUGCUGUUCGCUACGAUCCGGAGAGCGAGACUCUCACGCUGAACGGGGAGAUGGCGGUCACGCGCGGCCAGCUUAAGAACGGAGGCCUGGGCGUAGUCUCGGAUGCCAUCUUCGACCUUGGCGUGUCUCUGUCCUCCUUUAACUUGGAUGACUCUGAGGUGGCUCUUCUACAAGCUGUCAUCCUUCUGUCAUCCGACCGGCCAGGCCUGAGUAGUGUGGAGCGCAUCGAACGCUGCCAAGAGGAGUUCCUGCUGGCCUUUGAACAUUACAUCAACUACCGCAAACACAAAGUGGCGCAUUUCUGGCCCAAGCUGCUAAUGAAGGUGACGGACCUGCGGAUGAUCGGCGCCUGCCACGCCAGCCGAUUCCUUCACAUGAAAGUGGAGUGUCCCACCGAGCUAUUCCCUCCUCUCUUCCUGGAGGUCUUCGAGGACUGACCAAUGGAUUUUAGAGUAUGUGUUGUGCACGUGCAUGUAUGUGCGUGUGUGUGUGUGUGUGUGUGUGUGUGUGUGUGUGUGUGUGCGUGUGCGUGUGCGUGUGUGUGUGUGUGUGUGUGUGUGUGUGUGUGUGUGUGUGUGUGUGUGUGUGUGUGUGCGUGUGCAUCCGUCAGCGCCUGGGCACCCUGGUGGUCUCAGGGGUGGAACCAGCAGAAGGCCCGUCACAACAAACUUUCUAUUAGCACUACUGAGUGUCACUUCAUUCCAUAGGUUAGGAGUAGCUCUCUGGUCUAGUUUUGGAUGGAACCAUUCCUUACAGUGCGGGUACUUAUUUUUCUGUUCGUUUGUUUUGUUGUUGUUAUUGUUGUGGAUAUAACCUCUCACCUCGGAUAUGUGUUGAUGAUUGUACAGUUGGCAUAAUGGUGAUUUUUAUCAACACUUGUUUAUUCAUUAGAAACCCAUGCAAAUGUUGUAUUUUCCUUUCUUAAUGUUGAAAAAUUCAAAAUGGCUGCUCACCUGACACACAAAAUAAGACAUCAUUAGCCAUUGGUUAGCCUUUCCCCCGCCUGCUCGACUUUAUUGGACCCAUUUGUUGGUUAACAUACGAACCGUCUCAUAGUCCGUCAUCCAUCUGGUGAGUGUCUGAACUGCUCAGUGCCUCGCCUUCAUACUGUGACCUGACCCAUUAACAGCAACACCCACUCUAAUGGAUCACAGCUCACAGGCCUUUGUAGGUUUCUGCGUAGCCGCUCAUCACGGCGUUAACGUCGCCAUGCUGCGUUCCAGAGAUGUCGGAAAAAUCUGAAUUUUUGCAACAGGACAGAGCUUCAAGUAAGAAACUUUUAACAACAAGACAGUGUUAUUUGAUGAUAGCAGCAUACACUGCUAAACAUUGCUAAAUAUCAUGGAUGACAUUAGAUUCUGCAUUAGGACAGCAUACCAGGUUAUCGCAGAUUAAAAAAAACCCAAAACAUUUCAUUAAUAAAAUGAAAGGGGAUUUAUUUUGAAAAACAGAUUCAACAGAGAUUUUAUUCUGAAAAUACAUGAGCUGUAAGUUGUUUUAGACAAAAGAGUCCACAAAAUAAAUAUAAAGAAUGUUUAUAUGACACCAAAGUCAGUCAAAAUACAUCGAUUUGCCUUUAACAUACAGUACUGUAUGUUCUCAUAUGUACAGAAAGUCAAAACAGACUCCACUCAGAAAUCUAGUAAUUUAAUCACAACUUAUUUCUAUAGCAUAUCUUCAAGUUCAGAAAUGAUCAGGUCCACAUAACAACUCUGAACUGAAAAUACACGCCCUGAAAUGUCUCACCCCGUAUGCUGAAAAAAGUAAGAGCAUAGCACAGCAGGAAAUUUUGUGAACACACAUGAUUAAGCGCUUAACUAGAAAAUAAGCAGUAGAUGAAUCGAUAAUGAAAGUAGUAGUCUCUGUAUAUAAACAGCUGCAUCAUAUAUAAGUGGUGGAAGUAUUGCAGGGCACAAUUUUUUUCUUAUUCCAUGGCCGGGAUUCAGGCUAAUUCUCUAUCGUAGCUCUGUCAGGUGUUCGUGUUUACUGCCUUUAUUUUUGCAGAGUGAAACGUGGAAGCACAGAAAUGUUCUAAUUCCAGCCUACCUUCUGCUGGCUCAGAUCUCCGACAUUGAACGGGAUGCAGCAGUUAGCAUUAAAACGAGCCUGUUCAUCAUCAUCGCCAGAAACUGGUCAGGACUAACUAAAGCACACAAUGACACUGAUGUCAGGAAAAGACAAUCAUAUAGUACUCGUUUUUGUGUAACAAUGCCACAUGCUGUGCCAAAACCAAGUGAAUGAUGCCCUCCUUACUGAAUCCCUGCUGGGCUUUCAUAGCAACACUUGACUGGUCGUGCUAGUUCGCUCAUGCUGCUCACAGAGUCAUUCCUCCGACUCGUGUUGUAGUCCACUUUAGCAGCUUUGACUAUAGAACCAGUAUGAGUUUUAAGUGUUUCAUCUCGGCCGUGUUGCCUCACUAAUCACACAGACAAAUGAUUUCAACCGUUUUUGUUUUGUUUUGUUUUGUUACAAACUCCCUGCAAACGGGAGACUGUAUGUUAAACCAGUGACGUCAUGGUGCUAUGGUGGGUUGGGGAAACGACUGAUUGAACUCUCUUAUCUACAUGCAGAAAUGAACAUUAUCUGUUUGUAUAACGGCCAACCACCCUCCUUUGAUGGCAUGCAUAUACACUAACACACAAACAUGCACAUAUACAGUACAUACAAUAUACCUUUACACAUACUGUACACAUGCACAUUUAUGCAUGUGCCUCAACAACAUAUAGGUCAGACCCCACCACUGUGACCAACCAGUGGGAUUUGGAGGCCAAGUGAACAUUGGCUGGCCCAAAAACAGUAUGAUUCAUCAUCAGCAAGGUACAUUGAGAGAGCUGGUGAGAUUGUGAAAACGUAGUGUUCUAUCCUUUCUUUUAUUUUAGCCGAUAUGUUCUUUUUUGUUGUUGUUGUUGUUGUUCUAAAAGCUUCUCAUUGGUAUUGUUGUUUGCAAUGUGAGAAACAUUUGCUUUGUAUAUCUCGCUUUUUCAAGCUUCACACUACUCCUCAAAGCGGCUUGUGUUUUUUUUUUUUUUCUUUUUUUUUUUUUUUCUCUUUUCUGUGAAGUGAUGCCUUUUAUCAAAGCAAUAGACUUGCUGCAGUGUUUGAAUGACCCGGACCUCACACACACACCUCGCAAACUGUACAGGACUCAAUAUAAAUGCACAGACAAUCAGAGGGAGAGAGAUGAAUGGGGGAACAGGCACCCAGGCUCACACAGUCCGGUUGGCAUGUAGAGCCGGGCCAUGCUGAGCCAGAGCCAUUUGGAAAAGUAACAUUGGCUACGUUUCCAUGCACCCCUGAUGUCCACAAACCUGUUGAAAUCAUCUUCAUGUUGUUUGCAGGAGCCUAUGAUACCCUGUGACUGAGCCUGCCCUGUGACCUAAAAUGAUGUGUGAAUGUUGAAGGCCACAGGCAGUGACAAGACAUACAUCAGUGACACAGUGUUAAAUAAAUUUGGUCAGUUAUAACAACCCGGAGAUAGUUGCAUAAACAUACCAGAUGUUAGACUGAUCUCUGGCUUUAGGUCAGUCUUAAUUUUGUUCUUAGACUGGUAUAAUGGCCUUUAUCCACCAAAUAGUCCCAGGAGCUAAACUCAGGAACUAAAUAAGGACCUAAAAGUCCCUUUGGCGCAUUUGUGUUAUAUUUCAAUUGCAUCUGAAGAACCGUAAAGAUUAGACUAGGGAAUUACAUUAGCAAAUUAGACCUAAAAAGGAUUCAAAGUGACAGCUUUGUUUGAGACUUGAUUUUUUUUUUUAUGCAAUGAGAUGACAUAACUGUCAUCUGGUUGUUUUUGUAAUUUACUAUUGCAUGAUUGUUUAAAGUUCUACUUUAGUAUGUGACGACAUUGAAUCAAAAUUCUACAGUUAAUCUGCUCUCUCUUACCUCUUUUUUAAACUUUUUAGACUUUUAGACUAGUCUCAGGAAUUCGGCUGCAUAAUUUUCUUUAAACAUCCACAGUAUAUAUUUUUUUUUUUUUUCAAAAUCCCAUGUUAAGCUCCUAUAUGCUAGCAACAACUAGAGCUUGCUUGCUUCCUGUCUGAAUGAAAGUUGUACAUGUGCUGUAGCAGUUUGUAUGCUUGUGUUUGACCAGUCACUGACAUACAGUACUGUUAACACCACAUACUACCUCAAGGGCAGGGACUUUUUGGAUGGCGCAAACCGUGGCUUGGGAACCAAAACCGGAACUAAGUUCCUGCAGUCAAAAUGCAAGUUAAGUUCCUGAGUUUCCAUAAAUGUUUCUGGAUUCCUGCACAGGUAAAGGGCCACAAGGAGAGUUAAGACACUCGCACAAAAUAAAAAGUGAGUCAUUUUAAAGCUGCAUUAAUUUUUUUUUUCCUUUGCCAAUAGGGGGCAGAACUCCACAACAAGCAGAUGUACACAAAAGCCAUGACAGUUUCUCUGUAAACGUUAUGGCUCACGUGUCAGUGAACAGUUACAUAUUUGCACAUUCAGCAGAGAGAGGGCAGCGUUAACGUUCAUUUGAAGUCGUUUGUGUCCACCUGAUGGAUGUAAGCCCAGUAUUCACUCUUGUUGUUCUAGUUUGGUGGCCACCAACUCCUGAUACAAAUAUCUGACCUUUUAGCUUUAGAUGUUCAGCUUUCUUCACCAGUUUGUUGCUAACUUGAAAGACAGCAUGCAGUGGAUUUAUCAGAAACCUGGAAACACCAUAAACACUGAUUAGUAGACUCUAAAGCCUAAAGUCAGCCACUGUAUUGUUCCAGAGCUUUUCAUGGGAACAGCCACAGCGAUAUCACUGUUGAAUCCAUUAACUGUGUCAUCCUCCACUGUUUAACCCCCCAACCCACCAUCAGAUAUAUUUAGUGCGAUUUCUUUGAUAUCUUUCCAGUGCUGUCUUUUCUUUAGCUUUUCCUGAAUCAAAGUUUGUGGAAUAUUUUCACCCAUUUCCUUCAGUGUACAGGAACUAACACUGCAGGGCCAGUAUGAACAAGAGGAUCACUGUGACCAAGUACUCUCCCCGCCUGCCUAGGGCCGGUGACUUUAACAUUGAGAUAGGCUUCAACAAAAUCUGAAGUUAUGUUUAAAAAUCAUUAAGAUUAGACUUUUUUGUGGAACUGAAUAACUGACAUGGGUCUAAAGUCUGUGCAGCCACCCCCAGGUUUCUCAUAGUCAGAGUAUAAAGUAAUUUCCCUUACUGCACACUUAAGAACUCACCAUCUGCAAAGGAAAGCCCAAAAUAAAAGUUUUAAAGAUAAAGUUACAAAAAGCCGACUUCCAAUCAAAAAGGAGUAAGCCAGGCACUCAGCAAUGUUCUUUAGUCAUGACAUUUAAGCUUAUUACUCAUUAGAAAUGUAAUUUAUUUUCUCAUUAUUUAAUAUGCAAAAGGAACAAGCUGUUAUCUCAACCAGAGUGGGUUUUUUGUGGCAAAGUAAACCUCACCCUCAAAUUACUUAGAAUAAACUUGUUGUAUUAAUUAGUUUUAGGUGGCCAUUUGGUGGUAGAACUCCACAGGAGGCUGAAAAUCAUUUGCUCAUUCGCUCCUUUAAAACAGCAACAGACAAGUUUUUUUUGCUUUAACUUAAAGUAAGAAGUAAACGUUGAUUGCACAAUGUAAUGGAUAUAGAAUAACGACAACAUUGACAUUCAGAUUGGUUCCCUAUAAGCCUUGUUUUCACUAUGCAAUUCUGUCUCCCACCAGGAAUAAAAUCUCCCAGGAAGACGAAGUCUCGCUUUACAGCACAAACAAAAUGCGUCUGCCAUUGCACAACCAAAACUGGAAAUGGAUAGUGCUUUUGUUUAAAAAAUCUGAAAUGGCAGACACCGGAAUAAGCAGAGUAAGUGUAGAAACUGCAGCCGGCAAUAGAAAAAGAGCUCCUGAAACUAACAUAAAACACGAGUGAACCUCGGAUGAGAAUUCACUCAAUGAGAGAGAAAACUGACACUGUUGGCAUUAUUCUUUUUAGAUCAGUAAUAAACAAAACCUGCCUACUUAUUAAUACAGCUGGGUGUUUUACUCUGCCUUUAUUGUUGCACUGAGAUCGCAGUUUGUCGUUAAAUUUUGGAUUCUUCCUUGCUUUGGUCAGUACCCAGGCAGUGGGUCAGUAACGACAACAUUGUCUGUUUCCAUUUUAACAAAUUCUGUCCUUAUAAAGUUGACAUGGCCAGGGGUUAGCAAACUAUUGCACACACCUAACAGACAUGGAGCCACGUUAGCAUUAGUUUGUGGAGAUGUCUUUCUGGUGACCCGAUGAAUAUAACCCUAACAUUCACUCUCUCAGUCGUUUUGAACUUCAACAACCUUCGAAAUGUCUGGCUCUUUAGUUGCUACUGUAAGCCCUCCAAUAGGUAGUAUACAGCUGAUUAUCUGAUCUUUUUUUUUUUUUUUACUGUCAGCAGCUGCAUGUUCAAGUUGAGUGAUAAGAGAGCCCCAAAACAGAGCACACAUGGGCCAUGAAACUGAAACAAUGAGCUGAAAGAUGUUAAAAUGCUCCACAGAGACAAUGAGAACCGAGUCAGAGGAGAAUUCUCUGUGGGUUCAUCACUGCGAGACCCCCUCUCCACAUUAUAGGUCGCCAUUUGACUCAUUGUUCAUAUAAAAAUAAUAGUAAUAGUAGUGUAGCUUUAACUCAAAUCAAAACAAAUUUGAGUAAGCAUUAUGAACCUUAACUUUCUGUAGUCUACAUGUAUGAUACAAAUGUGUGUUUUUGUACAAUGCAUACAAACUGGAGUGAAUGGCCCUAGGGAAAUGUUUGGAAUUUACACGUCACAACCAUAACCAUAAUUACUUGAAUUAUCAUAUUUACAGAGCUGUUGGUGCAUGUAAACAUAGUCAAUGCUGACUGCUGGUUCAGAAAAUGUUUACUGUUCCUGAAGAGGUGCCAGUACACUUUUAUCUCUCCCACGAAUUGUUACUCUUAAUGUUACUCAGUUAUAAACCAAUAACAAGAGUUGCACCAUAGAAAAGCUAUUUUACAGUACAAAGGAAAAAGGAUGUAUAUUUUCAGACUGCAGAUUUUUUUUUUACAGAUGUUGUUAGCAUAAUAUGAACAUACUGUUUUGCAUAGCGUUAAAAAAAAAAACACAGUAUCUUGCUCACAAAUCCAUUUCCACAUCUCUGCAAAACAAACUAUGAGCAAGACGUUAUGAAUCAUAAAAAAAAACAAACACUUAAAUUAGUGCAGCAUUAGUUCUACGAUUUAAAAAAAAAUCAAUUAUUACUGUAGCUGGACCUCACUGUCAGUACAAAGCAGCACAGCUACACG